AUGUUCGCAACAGUGGCAACUGCUGUGGAUGGCAAUCCUCUACACGCUGUUCUUAAUGAGCUACUUUCAGAAGUGCCCGAUAGACCUGUCAAACCAAAUAUAACUACUAUAGCCACAGGUAACUGGCGAACUCGUCAAGUUAUACGGGAGUUGAAAGGACUCAGGUCACUCUCAGACCUCAUAUCAACAGAGGAACAGAUUCGAGGAGUUGUGGCGAGUCAGGAGAGUAGAAGUAGAGUUAAACUUCUUAAAGCAUUUCUUUCUGGUUUGUAUUUGGUAGAGGAGAGAAUGAUGCUGUCGGAGGAGGAGAUGCGUUGCCGUAACUCUCUUAUUUCUAUGGCAGAGUCUCUACUAAAUAAUGAGAGAGUUUGGUUUGGUAUUGUAUGGAAUGAAAUGUACCACAGACAUUGUAUUAAGAAUGAAUGGAUAACGGGAGUCGCUCACUAUAGAAGGUUUUGUGAUAUUGAUGCACUGAUGGCACGUGAACAAACCCAUCGACAACGUCUGCGGCAAAUCGAAAGAAUAAACCGAAGGGAAUAUGAAGCAAGACGUUUUCUAGCAGUGAGUCGUGAAAUAGAUAUGGAACUUUUGCGUCAGCAAUCUUACCAACUCACUUCUUGGGCUCGUGAUUCUUCAUCUAAACUAAUACUUGAUAUCGCUGAGCUUGUUUCUAACGAAGAGCGUGAUCGCCGAUCCUUGGAAAGUCUUUACUUACUUAAGCUUAGUUUAAUAGCGAAUGAUAAGGAGAAUGAGGCUGCACGACUAAUUGUUAAUUCUGUUGUAAAAGCAUCCAUGAUUCAGAGAAAUCGUAAGGAAACACAGAGAAGGGAAGAAAUGAUUUCUCGCUUUAUGCUUUUACCACUUAAAGAAGCUGAUCUUCGUAACAUUAUCGAGAGGAAUGAAAUGGAGAAACGUCAAAAACUUAGAGUGGAGUUUUUUACUUCAUGGCGUAAAGCUUUUAAAUGUGCUAGAAGUCCAGGAGAAGGGGCUGGAAUUGUAGAACGUCUUGAAUUGUAUGAGCGUCGAUGUUUGUUUGAUCAGUGGAGGUUUGGAUUUAACACACUUUAUGAACGACAAAUUCGAGAAAAGUGUAUUCUUGAGAAAUACGAAGCUGAGUAUGAAGUGUUUUUUCACCAAGUUGUGGAUAGUCUUAGAGCCCUAUGGAAGCAAGAAGGUGAAGAGUUUAAUCAGUUACAAAAAAUGUAUUUGGAUUUUAUUUGGUCUAACCGAGUGAUUGAGUCUACAACAGUGUUGAGCGUUGAGGAAAAAUACAAACGAAGGAGUAUUAUGGAAGCUGAGGUAAGGGAAACUGUAAAAUUACGAUCUUGGUUAUAUAUUCAGCGUUGUGAAGAGUCAGCACUUAAAGGGGCUACAUCAAUUAUGAUAAUGGAAGAAAAUGACCGCGCUUCUCUUAUGCAAUGGCAUCAGCACAUCGUAAAAGACUAUUUAUGUACGCAAAUAUGUCGUGAAGAAGAAGAACUCCGGUUUGAAAUCGAAUCAGAGGCACGUGCUAAUUGGACGGAUAUCGUACUAGAAGAGGGUGCUCCACGUGACUCCUCUCUAGCGAUAUUGGCGCGCUUAGAAAAUGUUCAGCGUAACUUUGUUUUAGAGGAGGAGCGACAACGUCUCCUUUAUUGUAGAUUAAAUAAAUUGUGUAACAAGGAGAUAAUAGAUCGAAAAGGUAUUUUAACAAAAGAGUCCGUUAAUCGUACCAGUGUAUAUGCAGGUAUUUUGGAGUAUGUAGAAGAAUGGAAUCGUUCAGUUAUCUUCGCAGAACGUCAGUGUGACCUCAUACAAGUUGCUUUGUCCAAAUUAGAACAUCUUGAAUCUGUUGAACGUACUAUAAUUGAGAAAAGUGAACAGCAGCGAUAUCAUUUUCUCUUGCAUAGUUUUGAUUACAAUCUGCCACAGUUUAGAGCUUUUGAAGUGGAUGAAAUAAAUGAUCGUUUAGACAUAAUAAAUGAAGCAGAAAUUGAAAUUAAUGCGCUAGCAUAUACGUAUGGUAUACGAAAUUGUGUAAUGUACUCAACGAAUGAAUUUGAGUUAAAUAAUAGCGCCUUAAGCUUCUUCACCACUAGAGAACUUAUCCAACUUUAUGUGAUUGAGUUAGUUCAAACUGUAGAACCGAUGUCAAGAAGGGAAAUUAUGACAAGGGAAGCUCUCGAAAGACAACUCUUAACAUUAAAUUCAAAGGAGUUCAUUGGACGACUCCAUAUUGAAAAAAAUGCUUCAGAUGCGUACAAUAGUAUGCAAGAUUUGUUUGAUCGCAUAUUAUCUAGAGCAGAUGAAUGGCGAACGAGAGGAUCAGUACAAGAACCGAAGGAACUUUCUGAUAGAGAAGCACUUAUUGAAUACUUUCGCCGUCAAGAGGCAUCUGUCUCUGUUAAACUCAAGGCACAACGAGAAAAGACGCGUGAAAUGCUUAGUUCAUUUUUUGAGGAAUUUUAUUGGGGACGUGAUUCUAUUGUACUGCAAGAGUUUGUUGCUCGUGAUGAAUUAAGCAACUCUCUUAAACGACCAUGUCUCGAUGUAUCUUGCUUACAACAACAUGAACCCGCAACUGAAUUAAGUGUCCGGUUCUAUAGCCUUGCAAUAGUGACAAGAGAUGUGUUGGGACCACUUACCAUAAAGGUAUCGGAUUCAUUAGAUGGAUCAGGUAUGACUUGUGAGUUGCGUGAGGCUCAAUCCAUUUCUGCUGCUGGAAACAUUUUUCAUAUCUUAUUUCCUGUCUCUCUUCUAGAAUGGGUGAAACCUUUAACUGAAGAAAGUAGCAUGCUUUACUUUGAAGCAAGAAGCCCGGAUGGAAGUAUAGUGGCGACCGCUUCCCUUCUUAUUAGAAGCGAAGAUAUACAGAACAACGUUGGCGCCAGUGUUAUUUCAGUUUCUUUGGAUGAUUUGCGUGGUAAAGUGAAUCUGAUUUUGCAUGUACGAUAG
Messenger RNA from Trypanosoma theileri, 2934 nucleotides. RefSeq lists its product as uncharacterized. Bases 1 to 2934 code for a protein of 977 amino acids. The transcript has a single exon. NCBI's taxonomy places the organism in Eukaryota, Euglenozoa, Kinetoplastea, Trypanosomatida, Trypanosomatidae. The record is from RefSeq and is a predicted model, not a curated record.